AUGAAUAGUGACUCUGGAGAAGGUUUGAAGAAUCUAAAAAAGUCUGCAAAGUCCUUGAGAAAAGAAAAACAAGGAAUUGAAGGACUUCAUGGUCCAGAGGAACCAAAUUUUCCCUCCGAAGAAUCUGAGAACUGCGAUGGAAACAACGGAGGCUCUAGUGUAGGAGAACAAUACAAGGGGUCUUCUGGUGAUAAGGACCAGGUUCAGAUUCCUUGUUGUCUUGGUAGCAGCUGCUUCCUUGGAAUUUUUGUCGGGUUUGCUUUUGCUAUUUUGGUCAUCGCCAUCUCUGGAGCAGCUUUCCUUUGGUUCUACGGAAACUUUUGGAUGACAAUGCUGAUUAUCUUCCUUGGAGGAUUGGCCUUUAUAUUGAGCCACGAAAGAGUUGCACUUUCGAUCACCACUUUAUAUUCGGUUUAUUGUGCAUGGGUAUGCACUGGAUGGCUUGGUUUGCUUUUGGGCCUGAAUUUGUCAUUUAUUUCAAGCGAUGCACUGAUUUAUGUCCUAAAGAACAACAUGAAUGAGCAUAGGAGAUCAAACAGAUAUCCUGAACAAACAACUGGGAUGCAAGAUCAGUCUAGCUUCUCUCAUGGAUCCAUGCAGACAUCAUCUUCUGAAUUUAGCGGAACAGGUUUUGCUGCUGAUCGGUGUCCAGGCACACCAACCAGUGGAGCUGAUUCUGAGAUAUCUUCCGAAGAUGAAGUUGUUCGUUUGCUGAAUUGUUCAGAUCACUAUGCAGCUUUGGGAUUGUCUCGGUAUGAGAAUAUAGAUACUUUACUCAAGAAGGAGUAUAGGAAAAAGGCUAUGUUGGUUCAUCCGGAUAAAAAUAUGGGCAAUGAAAAGGCUGCCGAAGCAUUUAAGAAACUUCAAAAUGCAUACGAGGUUUUACUUGAUUCGAUAAAGCGAAAAACCUAUGAUGAUGAGCUGAGAAGGGAAGAGCUGCUAAACAUUUUCCGGAGGUUUCAGAGUGAUUCACAGAAGAGUGGUCCAUUUGGGUUUCCACGUUCGGCAACAAACAGAGAGGAUCCUUUUGGUGAAUCAAGACGAAUAGCCUGCAAAAAGUGCAACAAUUUUCAUUUAUGGAUACACACUAGGAAAUUGAAAUCUCAAGCAAGAUGGUGCCAGGAAUGCAAAGAUUUUCAUCAAGCAAAGGAUGGGGAUGGGUGGGUGGAGCAAUCUUCACAGCCUUUUCUUUUUGGAUUGCUGCAAAAGGUAGAUGCUCCUUGUGCAUACGUAUGUGCAGAGAGCCGAAUAUAUGAUGCAACUGGAUGGUAUGUUUGUCAGGGAAUGAGAUGUCCAGCUAACACCCACAAGCCAAGUUUUCACGUAAACACAAGUGUAACCUCUAAGCAAAACACCACUAGAGGGUCAAGUUCUAGCCAAAGAGGAGGACAGAUGCCUGCAUCAAAUAUAGAAGAGAACAUGACAGAAGAAGAGUUCUUUGAGUGGUUUCAGAAUGCCAUGCAGACAGGUGCAUUUGACAACGUUGGUGGUAGCGCCACGGAGAGCCCUCCGUCUAAAGCAGGAGGAAGUUUUAGCAAGAGCAGUAACAAUAGUGGCAGCAGUGGUAACAAGAAAAAGAAGAAAGGAAAGAAGCAGUGGUGAUUAUGGAGAGGUUAUUUGGUUAAACAUGCUAAUAAUUUUGAAGUGUAUGGUAGCUGAGUGAUUAUUAAAUAUACAAGGUAAAGGUAAGGUAGCUCUUAUAGGAAAUUUAAAAAACGAAUGGUGUAGAGAGAGAAGAUUGGAAAGCCAUUGAAGGGAAGGAUGGCAUUAAGAGUUUGUAUAUAGAGAGAGUAGCGGUUUUAACUGUCAUAAAAUGGCCUGAUUUACCCCGAAGUUUAGACAGGUUGGAAAUGUGUAUCCUGAACCCCUGAGGUAAUUGCACUAACCUUAUAUAUGAAGAAUUAUUUGGAAGAUGGCCUCAAAAUUGGCUGUUUCCUUCAUUCCCCA
Cucumis sativus (cucumber) is the source of this 1947-nucleotide messenger RNA. RefSeq lists its product as uncharacterized. The record is from RefSeq and is a predicted model, not a curated record. NCBI's taxonomy places the organism in Eukaryota, Viridiplantae, Streptophyta, Magnoliopsida, Cucurbitales, Cucurbitaceae.